Molecule: messenger RNA, 2282 nt
Organism: Diprion similis
Lineage: Eukaryota; Metazoa; Arthropoda; Insecta; Hymenoptera; Diprionidae
Gene: Pgm2a
Product: phosphoglucomutase-2
Exons: 10
Coding region: 181-2004 (607 amino acids)
Biological process (GO): carbohydrate metabolic process; purine ribonucleoside salvage
Molecular function (GO): phosphopentomutase activity; magnesium ion binding
Source: RefSeq, a predicted model, not a curated record
GAGCGACAAAAAGUGGAUAAAACUGGUGUACGGUCGAGGGCAAAAGAAAACAAAAGAAAUUCGCAACAACUCCGCUGAAGGACGAGGACAAGUCCAGAAACCUGCGCGACCUUAUAAUACGCACAUCCCUUCCAUUUUUUGCAUCAUAAAAUUUGCAUACCAAUUUGCAUAAACCUGAUUAUGGCGCCAAAGGAUUCUGUAAAUACUGGGAACACGAUCUUAGAUGAUAAAAUAAAGGAAUGGCUGUCUUGGAACAAGGAUUCAGCAGCAGAAAAUGAGAUUCAGAAUUACAUCAAUGAAGGAGAUGUAAAGACUCUGUCUAAACUUUUUCUUAAGCGAUUGGAGUUUGGUACUGCUGGACUGCGUGCUCGUAUGGGUCCAGGAUACAGUCAACUAAACGAUUUAGUCAUUGUACAAACUGGUCAAGGAUUUGUCAAAUAUUUAUUAUCCACCAUUUCUGACGCUAAGAAAAGAGGAGUUGUGCUUGGAUACGACGGCAGGCAUCAUAGUAAACGAUUCGCAGAGCUGACUGCAGCUAUUCUUAUGAACAAUGGUGUAAGAGUUUAUAUGUAUUCAAAGGUCUGCCCAACACCUUUCAUCCCCUAUGGAGUAUUGAAGUACAAAUGCGCAGCAGGUAUAAUGGUCACAGCGUCGCAUAACCCAAAGGAAGAUAAUGGGUAUAAAGUUUACUGGGAUAACGGUGCUCAGAUUAUUUCACCUCAUGAUAAAGGAAUCCAAAAAUCCAUCUUGGAUAAUUUAGAACCAUUGGAAUCGUCGUUUAAUACUUCAGGAAUUGAUAGCAAUGAGCUGUUUAAUGAUCCACUUGAAGACGUUAUGCAAUCUUAUUUUAAAAUUCUUAAGAAUGUGGUUUUGUAUCCUGAAACGAACAAAAAUACAGUUCUAAAAUUUACAUAUACAGCUAUGCAUGGUGUGGGAUAUGAUUACAUGGUCAAAGCAUUUGAGGCAGCUAACUUCAAGCCAUUCAUUGUGGUCGAGGAGCAAAAGGAUCCUGACCCAGACUUUCCAACGGUUAAAUUUCCAAAUCCAGAAGAGGGUAAAAGUGCGUUAGAUCUGAGUAUGAGGACUGCUAACCAAAAUGCUUCUGGCAUAAUUUUAGCCAAUGAUCCAGAUGCAGACAGACUUGCUUGUGCAGAAAAAAAUCAUAAAGGCGAAUGGCGGGUUUUCACUGGUAAUGAAUUAGGAGCUUUGUUAGGCUGGUGGAUGCUACAUCAGCACCAAGUACGAUACCCUGAUGCUAAUUUAAGUGACGCGUUCAUGUUAGCAUCUACAGUUUCCAGUAAAAUACUGCGAUCUAUGGCCAACAAAGAAGGUUUCACAUUCGAAGAAACAUUAACAGGCUUUAAGUGGAUGGGUAACCGAGUAACAGAGCUGUUACGUCAAAACAAAACCAUAUUAUUUGCUUUUGAAGAAGCUAUUGGAUUCAUGUGCGGCUCCACUGUAAUAGAUAAAGAUGGCAUCAGUGCAGGUGUCCGUGUCGCUGAAAUGGCAUCAUAUUUAGAAACUAUGGGGAUAUCGCUUGCUGGAAAGCUAGACGAAAUUUAUGCAGAGUAUGGUCAUCAUAUUAGUGAUAAUUCCUAUUACAUCUGUCAUGAGCAACCAGUGAUCAAAAGUAUCUUUGAAAGACUAAGAAAUUUUAACGGAAAACGAAACACGUAUCCAAGCAGCAUCCUUGGAGGCAAAUAUCCCAUAAUUGGCAUUCGCGAUCUUACGACUGGAUAUGAUAAUACACAGCCCGACAAUAAAGCAAUUUUGCCAGUUUCAAAGUCCAGCCAAAUGGUCACAUUCACAUUUGAAAAUGGGCUUGUGCUUACGUUGCGUACCAGUGGUACUGAACCCAAAAUCAAAUAUUACACAGAGUUGUGCGCCUCGCCAGAUAAGCAGGACCUUACAGAGCUGAAGGAUGUACUGAACGAAAUGGUGGCUGCGAUUGUGCUUGAGUUUUUAGAACCAGAAUUGAAUGCGCUUAUUGCGAGAAGUUCAUGACUUUAUUACUAUCUAUUUAAUUAUGAUAUGGUAUGAAGAAUGAAGUUGAUUUAAAUGAUUUCGUGAACGUUGUCGAAGGAAUAGUUUAGUUCUAGUCACAAACCUAUUCAACACAACCAGUGGAUAUUUGAAAUAACCCAGAAGAUUUUCUCAUAACAUUCAUAUUUUUUUUAAAUGUUGCUAGUUAUAUGACAAUAAUCGAAUUGAAAUAACUUCUAGUUGUAUUGUUUUUUAGAUUUUUUGUUGAAGACACUCGAAUUUCUAGUUCAUAACGAAAA